AUGACGACAAACGUAGGUCCGGACAUUGAGAGGUCAGUACUCCAGGAUGUCCAGGCUGACCGGGAGUACAAAGUGACAGUCGUAGCUGUGGGCGUGUAUGAGAACAGCUCUCCAGUGGAGAUGACUUGUGCGACUUCGACGCCCCCACCAGAGGACUUCCGGGCGACAGACGUCACAGAAACUUCCAUCACAGUCUCCUGGAAGCUGAGGACUAACUCCCUCGCUAUUGGCCACAGGGUGUGGAUAACGCGGAGUGAUACCGCUGAGAACCUGUUCACACAGUUUGUGGCCUCAGGUCAAACCUAUGUGAUAUUUGAUCACCUCAGCCCUGCUACAGAGUAUAUGAUAUCAGCCACAAGCAUCAACAGGUACAACGAAGGGCCAGAAACGAGCCUCACUGUGGCAACAAGAACAGACAGUCCAAUGGCUUUGGAUGUUGUACACAAGACAACCAACUCUGUCCUGAUCUCAUGGUUACCACCUAAAGCAGCCCUCACCGCGUACAACAUAACGUACACAAAAGAAGGGAGAGGUCUACGUACGUCCAUAAUGUUGUCAGGAGACGUGGACAACUGUGAAGUGACAGGUCUGAUUCCCGGUACUCGGUAUGACAUUGAGUUGGUGGCCGUUAGCAGGUUUGGGAGGAGCCUUGCCGCCAGUACAAGUUUUGUGACAGGUACGUACACGUAG
This is a messenger RNA of Branchiostoma belcheri (Belcher's lancelet), 690 nucleotides long. Its product is annotated as fibronectin-like. NCBI's taxonomy places the organism in Eukaryota, Metazoa, Chordata, Leptocardii, Amphioxiformes, Branchiostomatidae. Gene Ontology annotation, molecular function: protein binding. The coding region runs from base 1 to 690 and encodes 229 amino acids. The transcript has 3 exons. The record is from RefSeq and is a predicted model, not a curated record.